AUGGCCUCGAAUAACACCCACCCUUCCACUAAAGCAUUGCAUGCAGACGAUGUCCUAAAUCUAGUCACUGACGUCGCACCCCCAAUCCACCUCUCCACAACCUUCAGAUACUCCAAUGAUCCAGAUCAACUCAUUCUAUCCGAGGAUCCAGUGGAUGAAUUUAACGGCAAGAACUAUGUCUAUUCCCGCGAAUUCGCCCCAAAUGCAACCCGCUUCGAAGCAGUGCUCUCAUCUCUCUUAGGCGGGCAAGCAGUGAGCUACUCAACAGGUCUAGCCGCCUUGCACGCCGCUAUCACACUGCUCAACCCGCGCCACAUCUCCGUUGGCGAGGGAUAUCAUGGCAGCCACGAAGUCAUCUCAGUGAUAUCGCGUCUGUCCGGACUACAGAAACUCGCCCUUGAUUGUCCUGCCGAAAGUCUAGGUUCUGGCGAUGUCAUCCUACUAGAGACACCGGUCAACCCGUUCGGGACGGCGUUCAGCAUCGAGGAAUAUGCGCGCAAAGCGCACUCCCGCGGCGCAUUCCUUAUUGUUGAUAGUACGUUUGCACCGCCUGGACUGCAGGAUCCGUUCCUCUGGGGUGCGGAUAUCGUUAUGCAUUCCGGAUCAAAGUAUUUCGGUGGACAUAGCGAUCUACUCUGUGGCUUGCUUGCUACAAAGCGUGCUGAUUGGACGAAGCAGUUGUUUGAGGAUAGAAUUGCUCUUGGGAGUGUUAUGGGGAAUAUGGAGAGUUGGCUCGGACUCCGAAGUCUACGCACCCUAGAAGUGCGGGUUCAACGGGCUAGCCAGAAUUCAGCUAAGCUGAUUUCCUGGCUUCAUGGUGCUAUGCAAGCUGAGUCUCCUGCUGUGGGCAGUGAGGAGAAGGUUGUUCAGUCGGUCGUGCAGAAGAUUUACCAUGCUAGUUUGCAGGCAGAGCCGUGGUUGCAGAAACAGAUGCCUAAUGGGUUUGGGCCUGUCUUCUCUAUUGUCUUGCACGAUGAGAAGUUUGCCAAGGUUUUGCCAUCUAAGCUUCACUUCUUCCAGCAUGCUACCAGUCUAGGCGGAGUUGAGUCUUUGAUUGAGUGGCGGGCUUUAUCGGAUUCCAGGAUUGACCGGAAGCUGCUGAGAGUUAGCGUUGGGUUAGAGAACUGGGAGGAUCUAAAGGAUGACUUGCUCCAGGCAUUCAAGUCGCUUUUGGCAUGA
This is a messenger RNA of Penicillium griseofulvum, 1179 nucleotides long. RefSeq names its product putative transsulfuration enzyme family protein. Gene Ontology annotation, biological process: transsulfuration. Lineage: Eukaryota; Fungi; Ascomycota; Eurotiomycetes; Eurotiales; Aspergillaceae. The transcript is spliced from 2 exons. Gene Ontology annotation, molecular function: pyridoxal phosphate binding; carbon-sulfur lyase activity. The record is from RefSeq and is a predicted model, not a curated record. Bases 1 to 1179 code for a protein of 392 amino acids. Gene Ontology annotation, cellular component: cytoplasm.